Molecule: messenger RNA, 540 nt
Organism: Puccinia graminis f. sp. tritici CRL 75-36-700-3
Lineage: Eukaryota; Fungi; Basidiomycota; Pucciniomycetes; Pucciniales; Pucciniaceae
Exons: 7
Coding region: 1-540 (179 amino acids)
Source: RefSeq, a predicted model, not a curated record
AUGUCAGCCUCAGGGUCCCUGUGUACCCCCCUUCUGACCAAAGUGCACAGGUUGAAGAGAAACUGCGGCCGCAGUCGAGAGCGCCGAGUCGCGGGUGCUUCGUCCUGUGUGCGCCAUUCCGAUCCGAGUUCACACAUCCAACAGCCGACUUCAACUCUGAUCAGUACCACCGACAUCCUCGACCGACUCCGGCUUCCAAUUUCUUCCGCGGUCUUCGAUCGGAUUUGCGAUGCAUCGAUGACAGCUUCUUCUGGCGUUUUGGGGUGUGUUGCGUCGUGCAGUCGCUUCCUCAAGAGUCAGGUCCUAGUAGUAUUGAUCCCGCCUCCAGAGGUCCCUGAGCCGGUUGAGGCCUUCCGAACCGAAUCCCAGGAAGGCGCCAACACAAAAUGGAGUCCUGAGGUUGUUUUCAAGGAUCAGCUUGAAAAUGUUGACUCUGAUUCUUGGUCCGAUCCGUUCUGUGUAAGAGAAGUCCCAUCGCAUGGUUGUCUGGAGCCCCCCUCCCCCAACUUAGCAGGUUGUCCUCAACCUUCAAGUCAGUAA